Molecule: messenger RNA, 1324 nt
Organism: Nematolebias whitei (Rio pearlfish)
Lineage: Eukaryota; Metazoa; Chordata; Actinopteri; Cyprinodontiformes; Rivulidae
Gene: sec22a
Product: SEC22 homolog A, vesicle trafficking protein
Exons: 6
Coding region: 1-912 (303 amino acids)
Biological process (GO): endoplasmic reticulum to Golgi vesicle-mediated transport
Source: RefSeq, a predicted model, not a curated record
AUGUCCAUGGUGCUGUUUGCCUCUGUGGUCCGGGUCGCGGACGGCCUGCCCCUCUCGGCGUCCACAGACUACGAACUGGAGAGAGAGCUUCAGGAAACCAAGAGGCACCUCAAAGGUCUUUCCAGGAAACUCAGCCAGUUCCCUGACCGCUGCACGUUUAAGUCUGGCCAGUACAAUGUUAAUUUCACCUACUCACUGGGUGUUGGCUACCUGAUGGUGUGCACAGCGAAUUACCCCAACGUUUUGGCUUUCUGCUUCCUGGAUGAGCUACAGAAGGAGUUUAUUGUCACUUAUGAGACCAAACGCAUCAGCAGUGCGGUGCGGCCCUACUCCUUCAUUGAAUUCGACACUUUUAUCCAGAAAACCAAACAGCGCUACAACAGCCCUCGCUCCCUGUCCACAAAGAUCAACCUGGCCGACAUGCAGACAGAGAUCAAGCUGCGACCGCCCUAUCAGCUUUCCCCAGAGGACCUGCAGGCUAUCAAUGGAUUCUCACUGCGCACUUCCUCUAAAUACAAGGGCAUAGCUCCUACGCAGAUGUUGGAACCAGCGACACUGCCAGGCCUUGUGUCCUGUGUGCUCAGUGUCCUCUGUGGAGGGCUGAACCUGCUGCGAGGGGUCCACGCCAUAGAGAGCAUCCUACAGAACGAUGACGAAGACUUUAAUUAUGUGAUUGCCUUCUUCCUCGGCACAGCGGCCUGUCUGUAUCAGUGCUACCUGUUUGCCUAUUUCUCUGUGUGGAGGAACAGUAAAUCCUUCCUGGCGUUGGCGCUCAUCUGUCUGUCCAACAUGUAUCUGUAUGAACUGAGGAAUGUUUGGCAGAUCCUCUUCCAUGUGGCCGUGGGGGCAUUCAUGACGCUGCAAAUAAGACUGAGGCAACCACUGGGAAAAGCUCCAGACUACAAUGUCUGACAGAAGGACUUUUCUUUAGAUGUUUCACAUCCUGGAAGUACCAGCAAUGGUUCAUGGGACAAUGUGGACAUAAGCAAGCUGUGGGGAAAAAGAGACCAUGUCUCGUUUGGACGUGAAAGAGAAACUCUUCUCCAGGCUGAAUCAUUUAUGGAGUUUACUGGAUUGAUUUUGGACCUGUCUACUCCACUACUGUGUGAUGAAGAUUUAUAGGUUGUUCUAGUGGAGCCUCGGUUUAGGUCACAGUUCUGCGAGCAGGACGCCUCGGUUUGCAAACCUGCGCACACAAUUAAGUACUGGAACGUUCCGGUACGAUGUAGUGAAAUACACACGUUGUGUUUGAAAAAUGGUCCAGAUUUCUCAAAAGUGCAAAAACGAACCUGCUCUUCAGCUCCAAAGUUAAUAUUUCCACUGU